AUGAGCCCGAUUGACUCAACGAGCGCGUACCCCGCCAACCACGAUUCUUCACCAUCCCUCUCGCCCAUCAUGCCGCCUUCAGAACCCCUGCCAAAGCCCGACGAUAAGGAGCCUCGUCUCAUCGUUGUCUCGAACCGCUUGCCCGUGACGAUCAGCAAAGAUGACAACGGCGAAUAUACCUUCAAAAUGUCGUCUGGUGGCCUUGUCUCCGCAUUGUCUGGUUGCAAGAAGACCAUGUCAUUCACAUGGAUCGGCUGGCCAGGAAAGGACAUCCCUCUUCAGGACCGAGAAUACGUCAACCAACGUCUGUUGGAAGAGUACCAGUGUCUGCCUGUCUACCUCCCUGAUGAUGUGGCCGACCGACACUACAAUGGCUUCUCAAACUCCAUCCUCUGGCCCUUGUUCCACUAUCACCCGGGAGAGAUGAACUUUGACGCUUCGCAUUGGCUUGCAUAUCGUGAGGCGAACAUUCGCUUUGCCGACGUGGUUGCGGACUUCGUUCGCACUGGGGACGUCGUGUGGGUCCAAGACUACCACCUGAUGCUCUUGCCCAUGCUCCUCCGCUCCAUAAUCUCUGGGGAGUCCGCCCAGGGUGAGAUGACACGCCGUGAAAUGGGCCGUGUGAAGGACGGUGUCGAUGAUGCCGUUGUCCAGAAUGUGGGUAUGCAAAAGGGCGUGGUUCACGGUCUGGACGAGGGUGUGGAGAUGCUGGAGGAUGUAGAGGAAGACGGUGGCGAAGUCACAACCACUGGCGGUGGACGCGGAGUCUUGCCAGGAAUAAGCGCCUUCCAGAAACAAGAAAUUCGUGCUCGGCAACGCGGCAAGGGCAACAUUCGCAUUGGGUUCUUUCUUCACACGCCUUUCCCUUCCAGCGAGAUCUACAGGAUUCUGCCUGUCCGCCGCGAGAUUCUUUUGGGUGUUCUGCAGUGCGACCUUAUUGGCUUCCACACUUACGACUACGCUCGCCACUUCCUGUCGUCCUGCACUCGAAUCCUCGGGCUGGAGACUCAGCCGAACGGCAUCGAGUUUGAAGGUCGCUACGCUCAGGUGGGGACGUUCCCCAUUGGUAUCGACCCUUGGCAGUUUGUCGAGGGCCUCAAGAACUCCACCGUGCAGAAGCGGCUCAGUCAACUGGAGCGCCGUUUCGAUGAGUGUAGGGUUAUAAUCGGUGUUGACCGGCUUGACUACAUCAAAGGAAUUCCUCAAAAGCUCCAUGCCCUUGAAGUUUUCCUCACUCAACACCCCGAAUGGAUUGGAAAGGUCGUACUGAUUCAAUUGGCUAUCCCAUCGCGCCAGGAUGUUGAAGAGUACAUGAACCUGCGGUCAUGUGUCAACGAGCUUGUCGGCCGCAUCAACGGUCAAUUCAGCACGCCAACCUGGUCACCAAUCAUCUUUAUGCACCGCUCGGUCCCAGUUGAGGAAUUGACGGCCAUGUACGCCCUUGCGGACGUUUGUCUUGUCACCUCUACUCGGGACGGUAUGAACCUGGUCGCAUACGAGUACAUUUCGACGCAAGCUGAGAAGCACGGGUCCAUGAUUCUGUCCGAGUUUGCUGGCGCCUCUCAAAGUCUCGCUGGGUCCCUUAUCAUCAACCCUUGGGAUGUUGACUCCACGGCCAGUGCGAUCCACACUGCCUUGACUCUCAGUCCUGAGACAAGGGCACAAAACUGGACAAAACUGUUUGCUUAUGUCUCCAACUUCACGGCACAGUCGUGGGGACUGUCAUUCCUCAAUGAGCUCAACCGCUCGACCGGUCGGCCCCCAGCUGGUCCCCUACUGGGUGGCCGACGCAAGUCCGGUUCUAGUCUUAGUCGCACAAGCUCCAAAGCGAGCAUGAAGCGGCGCUUUACCGUGGGUAACUCGAUGCCGCCCACUCCAAUUGAAGCUCCGCGGUCGUAA
Molecule: messenger RNA, 1899 nt
Organism: Apiotrichum porosum
Lineage: Eukaryota; Fungi; Basidiomycota; Tremellomycetes; Trichosporonales; Trichosporonaceae
Gene: TPS1
Product: Trehalose-6-P synthase/phosphatase complex synthase subunit
Exons: 12
Coding region: 1-1899 (632 amino acids)
Biological process (GO): cellular response to heat; trehalose biosynthetic process
Cellular component (GO): cytosol; alpha,alpha-trehalose-phosphate synthase complex (UDP-forming)
Molecular function (GO): catalytic activity
Source: RefSeq, a predicted model, not a curated record